UUUUGCGCAGGUAAACGAGUCCCUCAACAUUAUUUAUUUUUUUGUUAUUAAUAAUGUCAAAAUCCUUAACGAAUUAUAUAUUAAAUACAAAAUACAUCGCUAUAGCGAACAUCCAUUAUUGGAAUAAAGACUCAAGUUUCGAUAUUUUUCAAUUUUUUUCAAUUAACAAAAUGGUCAUUAGUGGUAACAGAAAGGUUUUCCUUACAAAUUGUACCUGUCCCAUGUAGCAUUCCGUUACAAUAAACAUCAUAUAAAUGCAUUUUCUACUAUAGUAACCCUCUUAAUAUAAAUUAUAAUCGUAAACAGAGUAUUAUAAAUAUUCAAUAAAAUAUGUUUUAAAAUCAGUCAGUAUUAAAAUUUAGUUUUUAAAUAAUUUUCUAAACUUUGUCCCACGUACUAUCUGGAACCGGCUGGUUCACUAUGUUACUAACUAAUUCACGACUCAAAAUGAAGAUGGCGCUGUUUUGGACACUGUUUUAUUUUGGGCGAAAUGUCUGCAUUCGUCGUGGGAGUUCGUUAGGUUGGGGGGAGGGGUAUGUCGCUCGACAGUCGACCGCAAGGUGUUGAACGUGCUGCGUGUUUAAAUUGCCCGUCCACCUUGUUACCUACCUAUUCACGAUAUUAUGCGUUGUUUGCGUUAUUAAAAUGCCUCUUACGCCUGCUGAGAAGCAGCGACGAUACCGGGAACGCCGUAGAAAUAAUCAAGAGAAGGAAGAAGAAACCAAAAGAAAAGAUAGAGAAAGAUACCAUGCAAACAAACGCUUAGUACGUGAUUUAACAACACGUGAACAUCGAGCAAUAAAAAAGAAAUGGCGAUGUGCGAAUGCCAGACGAAGAGAUAAAGCCAAAGCUCUCAGUAUGAUUAUGCACACUCCAGAGUCAUCACCCCCUCGUUCAAAUAGUCCACCUCGGCUGUCUACUUCUCGUGAAAGCACUCCUAACUCUACAUCAGCAGCGGUACGCGGCAGGAAGCAAAUAAAAAGAAACAGAUCAAAGCUAUUUAGAGAUAAUAUGAAAUUAAAGGAACAAUUAGAGACAGUAAACAAGAGACACGAAAAGUACAAAAAACGAUACAACAGAGAAAAACAAAAACGAUUUCAAAAUGAAGACGGCAAUCGAUGUAAUCAACAGAAAUAUCAGAUUUUAUCAAAUGCUAUUAAAAAACGCUAUAAAAAUGUAAAAACCCGGAAGGAAAAAGUUGCUAUUCAAAAAAUAUUUGAAGAGAAGACCGUUAAAGGUUCUAGGCAGAAAACACAAAUUAUAAAAGAAUGUCUUGCUGUGGACCAGGGUUACGUAAGAAAACAACAACCUCUUUUUAAAGUAAAGAUUUUAAGUACUAAAAUCAAGGAAUUUUUCGAACGUGACGACAUAUCAAGGGCAACUGCUGGAAAAAAGGAAGCCGUGUCUCUAAAGAAAGAUAAAAUGCAGAAGCGCUACUUACUCGAUAAUAUGAAGAACCUUUAUGUAUCUUUUAAGCAGGAAAAUCCUGCCUUGAGAUGCAGUUACAAAACUUUUACACGUUACAGACCAUUUUUUGUUGUGCCUCCUACUGUCGCUGCAAGAGAAACAUGCUUGUGUCGAAUUCAUACUAAUAUCCAAUACUUAGCAUUUGCUUUGUGCAAAAACAAAGUUAUUCCAACAUCAGAUCUUAAUAAGAUUAUUGUAGACCAAGUAUGCAAUCCAGAUUCAUUAGCAUGUAUGACAGGAAUCUGUUCCGUAUGCCUAUCAAAAACAACUAAUUUUGAUACGUCAAAAGACGAAAUCAUAGUAAGAUAUUCUCAAUGGAUAAGUAAAACUGAAGUGAUAGAGAAGGCAGGAAAGAAAAUCAAAGUUACAAAAAACGUUAAAGAGGAAACAGAAAGUACGGGAAAGGCACUGAUGGAAAAGUUUGAAAUUACACUAGAGGAAUUUAAAAGGCAUAUUUAUUACAUCAAGACACAGUACAGAAACUACAGAAAAUGCAUAGAUGAGUUGACCACUAAUGAAAUUGCACUGCACAUUGACUUCAGUGAAAAUUACAGCUGCAAAUGUUUUGAAGAGGUACAAUCUCAUCAUUUUGGUGGUUCCCGAAAUCAAGUGUCCUUGCACACUGGAGUGAUCUACAGUCGUUGUUCAGACCAUAAAAUAGAUGUAUAAUCGUUUUGUACCGUGUCUGGAAAUCUUUCACACAAUCCAGCUGCAAUAUGGGCUCACCUCCAUCCCAUCUUUGCUUCAAUUCAAGAGAAAUUUCCGGAAGUAAAUGUCCUGCAUGUAUUUUCAGACGGCCCCGCCACUCAAUACCGCCAAAAACAGAAUUUUUAUCUGAUAUGUACAAAGUUAUUCUCUAACUACCAGUUUAUCAAAGUAACAUGGAAUUUUUUCGAGGCGGGCCAUGGCAAGGGUGCAGCAGACGGGAUCGGUGGUUUUUUAAAACGGGCUGCAGACCAACUUGUUGCACAUGGAAGUGAUAUACCUGAUGCCACAAAAUUCUAUCUUGCUUUGAAAGAUGUGAGUAAAGUGAGGAUACAUCUGAUAACAAAUGAGGAUAUUGAACACAGUUCAACACAGAUCCCGGACAGUAUCGUGCCAUUAUUAGGUACAAUGAAAGUUCAUCAAGUUUUCUCUGAGGAGCCUGGAGUUCUAAAGUAUAGAAAUUUGAGUUGUUUUUGUCAGCGCGGCUUUUGCACUUGUAUGAAUCCUAAGAAUUACUUUCCAUUGAAAACUGCAGUAGAACAGUCAACUCCCUCCAAUUGCGAUAAAAAUAUGCUGUCCGAUAUAAGCAACCUUUAUCAAAAGCGA
Agrilus planipennis (emerald ash borer) is the source of this 2778-nucleotide messenger RNA. RefSeq lists its product as uncharacterized. The transcript is spliced from 2 exons. Bases 646 to 2136 code for a protein of 496 amino acids. The record is from RefSeq and is a predicted model, not a curated record. Lineage: Eukaryota; Metazoa; Arthropoda; Insecta; Coleoptera; Buprestidae.